Molecule: messenger RNA, 1016 nt
Organism: Petromyzon marinus (sea lamprey)
Lineage: Eukaryota; Metazoa; Chordata; Hyperoartia; Petromyzontiformes; Petromyzontidae
Source: RefSeq, a predicted model, not a curated record
CCACCCUUUACCGUAGACCCUGAGGAAUGGUCUUCAGUCCAGGUGCUACAUUGGGCUGCUUGGGUGACGAAGGAAUUCCAGCUCGGACCGCUGGUGCAUGUCGAAGGCCUUCACAGGCUGGACGGCGCCCAGCUCUGCUCGCUGACCCAGGAGCUCUUCCUGGAUCGAGUCUCCCAUGGGGAGAUCCUGUGGAGCCACCUGGAGCUGCUACGGAAAUACGUCCAGGCGAGUCAGGACCACGUGGGAGCCAUAACCACGGUCUGCAUCGAACCACAGUACCAGAUCAUCCCGGGCCCCAUCAUAUCGGGAUCUCCUGGCUCCAUCAGCGUGAUUGGUGGUGGUGGUGGUGGUGGCGGUGGUGGUGGUGGUGGUGGCGGUGGUGGUGGUGGUGGUGGUGCUACCACCACCGCCACCACCACCACCAAGUCCAUCAAGCCGAGCAGAGCUCCACGCAUCUCUGGGGAGGAUCGUAGCUCACCUGGGAAUCGCACCGGCAACAACGGGCAGAUCCAGCUGUGGCAGUUCUUGCUGGAGCUUCUCACUGAUCGUGAGGCUCGCGACUGCAUCUGCUGGGUGGGUGAUGAGGGGGAGUUCAAGCUGAACCAGCCGGAGCACGUGGCCCAGCGUUGGGGGCAACGGAAGAACAAACCCACCAUGAAUUAUGAGAAGCUGAGCCGGGCACUGCGCUACUACUACGACGGUGACAUGAUCUGCAAGGUGCAGGGCAAGCGUUUUGUCUACAAGUUUGUGUGCGACCUCAAGACUCUGAUUGGAUAUUCAGCGUCGGAGUUGAACCGCCUGGUUCUUGAGGCUCAGCAAAAGGAGGAGCGGAGACACUCAAGGAUCCACAUCCACCACCACCAGCAGUAGCAGCAGUAGUAGUGAAUUAGCCUGGCACAGUAAGGAGGCUACAGCUACAGGUGCUGCUGGUGGUGAUGGUGAUGGUGGUGGUGAUGGUGGUGGUGAUGGUGGUGGUGAUGGUGGUGAUGGUGGUGAUGGUGGUGGUGAUGGUGGUG